AUGGUGAGCUUCAGCGCCGUUUUGCGCUACGACCUGUCCAACUCAGUCUUCUCGCCCGAUGGACGCAACUUCCAGGUCGAAUAUGCUGUCAAGGCAGUCGAGAACGGCGGCACAGCGGUCGGCAUACGGUGCAAGGACGGCGUGGUGCUGGCUCUCGAGAAACUCGUGACCAGCAAGCUGCUCAAGCCGGGCGCCAACAAGAGGAUAGCCACCGUCGACAGGAACAUGGGCAUUGUCUCCUCAGGCCUGCUCCCCGACGGCCGUCAUUUCGUCUCGAGAGCCCGCGACGAGGCGGCGCAGUGGCGGCAGCUCUACAAGGCCCCCAUUCCCGCUUCGUCCCUUGCCGACCGCAUGGGAAGCUACGCCCAGGCAUACACCCUAUACUCCAGCGUGCGACCCUUCGGCAUUACAGCCAUCAUCGCGGGCUGGGAUUCAGAGGCAGAGCUGCCAGUCGAUGGCCAGGUUGGCUCGGGUCCGGCAACCGGCUCGGGCGGCAAGAAGGAGGGCGCAAAACACGGCGGACCCUCGCUGUACAUGGUUGAGCCAAGCGGACUGUACUGGGGUUACUACGGCGCAGCCACGGGCAAAGGCCGACAAAUCGCCAAGUCAGAGCUUGAGAAGCUCAACCUGUCUGAAGGCCAGCUGUCACUGCAAGAAGGCGUCAAAGAAGCAGCGCGCAUCAUCUAUGUCGCCCACGACGAUAACAAGGACAAGGAGUUUGAGCUGGAGAUGACCUGGAUCAGCAGCACGGACGGACCCACAAAGGGCAGGCACGAGGAGGUACCCAAGGACAUCAGGGAAGAAGCUGAAAAGCUUGCCAAGAAGUCGCUGGAGGGUGACGACGAUGACGACGAGGAGGAGAAGAUGCAGGAAUAGAUGGGCCCACCGGCCGCGUCGCGAAUGCGGCUGCACAGCAUAAGACGGCCAUGCAUGAUAACGAACGGCACAUGAAGUACUUAACGGUGAUAUGAAAAUAUGAUGCCACAUGCCC
Messenger RNA from Parastagonospora nodorum SN15, 991 nucleotides. RefSeq lists its product as hypothetical. Lineage: Eukaryota; Fungi; Ascomycota; Dothideomycetes; Pleosporales; Phaeosphaeriaceae. Gene Ontology annotation, cellular component: proteasome core complex; proteasome core complex, alpha-subunit complex; nucleus. The coding region runs from base 1 to 876 and encodes 291 amino acids. Gene Ontology annotation, biological process: ubiquitin-dependent protein catabolic process. The record is from RefSeq and is a predicted model, not a curated record. The transcript is spliced from 5 exons.